UGCUCUUGACAUUUCUCACAGAGUUGCAUAGGUUUGUGGGUCAGUAGCAUUGAUAUUCUGAAACAGCAUUUAGCAUGAGGUCACUAAUACCAGUGCAUGGAUCUUCAAUCAGAUAACUGUAUUUGAACUGAAAAAAAAUGAUGUUAAUAAUACUAAUGUUACUAAUAAUGUUUUUAUCACAAAUCACAAAAGAGACCAAUACCACUGAUGCUGAGAAGUAGCAAGCAUUUUUCUCCUUCCCCUUGGAUGUUCUUGGAACUUAUUCUGCCGUGAUUCUACUAAGCAUUUCAUGAGGAAGUGGUAGCAUUGUGAUGGGCUGGCCAACAGUAAGUAGAGUUUAAGUGCCAGCUUUGAGAAUACACAGACACUUUGAGGAAUACGGCAGUCGAGUCACAUGCCAAUCAUCUCAAACACUGCACUGCGGCAUCUACAGAAACUUAAGAAGCAGAGAGAGAGAGAGAGAGAGAGAGAGAGAGAGAGAGAGAGAGAUGGCCAUUCCUACACUGCUCCAGAAGACUGUAGUCCUGCUGCUCUCUCUGGCUGUUGCCACCUCUGCAGUUCAUCUGACAGGUAACCUGGCUUUGGAUGCCCCGUCCUUCCAGUCAUCUACCUAUGGUGGCUUGGCGGAGCAUGCUGUUGAUGGGAGGCCAGACACCUUAUACGAAUCAGGAUCCUGCACCCACACCAAGACACAGACCAAUCCCUGGUGGCGUGUCGACUUGUCCCGCCCCUACAACAUCACCACAGUAACCAUUACUAACCGCGGAGAUUGCUGCGAACAGCGCAUCAAUGGUGCCCAAAUCCACAUCGGCAACAGCCUGGAGAACGAUGGCAACAACAACACGCUAGCUAGUCUGGUCGAGUCCAUUGGAAGAGGGCAGUCUAAGUCAUUCAGGUUCGACCCUCUGGAAGGCCGAUAUGUCAACAUCUUCCUGCCGGGCGAACACAAAACACUGACAUUGUGUGAGGUGAACGUGUUCGCUGGUGAUGAAGAGAACCUUGCUUUGCUGCGCCAGGUCACCCAGUCAUCUACAUUCGAGGCUCAGGGCCUCUCUAAGUUUGCUGUGGAUGGAGACAGAAAUCCCAACUACCACGGCAAAGGAUGUGCUCACAGUGCCAAAGAGGACAACCCUUGGUGGAGAGUGGAUCUCCUGAAGAGCUAUGAGAUCACCAGGGUGACCAUCACCAACCGUGGUGACUGCUGUUCAGACCGUAUCCGAGGAGCUGAAAUCCAUAUCGGUGACAGCCUGGAUAACCAUGGCAACAGCAACACACUGGCUGCAGUAGUUCAGUCCAUUACACCAGGAGCAACAAAAUCAUUUGACUUCAAGCCCACUAGAGGGCGCUAUGUGAAUGUGUUCUUACCUGGACAAGGGACGUAUCUCAUGCUCUGCGAAGUGGAAGUGUAUGCCAUAGUCAUAGUGGAUAGGAAUGUUGCCCCAAGAGGAAGAGCGACGCAGUCCAGUCUGAUUCUGGGUGAGAUGUCCAGUUUUGGUCAUGCUCUGAACGCCAUAGACGGUAACCCAAACCCAGACCUGCGAAAGGGAUCCUGCUCGAUGACAGAUCGUGAGACUGACCCCUGGUGGCGGGUGGACCUGCACGAGAGAUACAGGGUCUCUUCUGUGACCCUGACCAACCCAAAGACCGGCUCACCUAAAGGCCUGAAUGGUGUCCACAUUCGCAUCGGAGAUUCAACCAACGCCAAAGAAAAUCCUCUGUGUGCCAAAGUGACGUUCGUGCCUCUUGGCGAGACGGUGCGUUUCGACUGCACAGAAGCUAAGGAGGGUCAGUUUGUGACUGUGGUCCAACUGGGACAGGAGCGAUCCCUCAGUCUGUGUGAGGUGGAGGUGUUUGGGACUCCAGUCAUCACUUAUCAGAGUAAUAGAGACACAUAAAUAUCACUUGUGAGACUUUUUUGAUUACCUUGAAGAAAAGGUGCUUAAAUGAUUUAAGAGUAUUAUGCUAAUCAUAACAUUUUUCUUAACUGGAAAUUUAAGUCAAAACAUCUUCCUGCCGAUUCUACGUAGCAUUAACAACACCAAGGUUCAAUUUCCUCAUCCAGAAACAAAAAUGCUCCUCCAGUGUGUGUAUGUGGUUUGGUGCUAGCAUUAUUUGAUUUACUUGUGGAGAUGCUACCGAUAAGGCUAACUAUAUACUAACUAACCCUAAUCUCUGUGGAACAGGAUAAAUUGGACUCUGACGACUGGUUGUAUAAUCAAUAAGAAUAAAGAUCAACUUCAUGAAAA
Clupea harengus (Atlantic herring) is the source of this 2246-nucleotide messenger RNA. RefSeq lists its product as uncharacterized. The record is from RefSeq and is a predicted model, not a curated record. NCBI's taxonomy places the organism in Eukaryota, Metazoa, Chordata, Actinopteri, Clupeiformes, Clupeidae.